CAGCCCAAGACAACUUUUUCUUUAAUAUUUGGAAAGUUUAACGUUAGUUGGGUUUCUCGUAGACGAUUUUAAGAAGAAAAAAUCUGGGUUUAUUAACUGCAGAACAACUUUAGGAAGUUUUUGGUUAUUUUUAGUCUUAUAAACGCCUCCUAGCAGGACCCGGUGAUCUCUCGGUUCCUUAAGAUUAAGCCGCUUUCUCAAAAGGGAUCGGACACACAGCAUAUCGCUCUUGCUUUGGUGCCACUCCCAACGGAUUAAUUUGUCGGAAUAUGGAGCAAACCCAUUAGGCACGGUAGUCUGGGUGUGUGUGGCCGAGUGGGUCGCCCCGUGUGCUGCCUUGAGUGUGCUGGAGGUCCCGCUAUAAUGGGAUGCGGACUGCGGAAACUGGAGGACCCGGAGGACAGCAGCCCGGGAAAAAUAUACUCCACUUUAAAAAGACCGCAAGUCGAGACCAAAACAGACUCCGUGUACGAGUACGUGCUACUGGACUUCAGCCUGGAAGGCAGUCGACCUACAGUGCAAUAUCUGUCCUCACUGUGUGACCUGCCCCAUGCCCUUCAGUCUUACUACACCCAGGGUUACGUACUGGCCGCACUGCAUCCCAUUAUCCUCUCUGUUGGCCGCACUCGCUCACUGCCCUGCAGCCUGCUCUACCGGGCCAUCCUGGUUCGCCCACAAUCCAGUAAACACACAGUGAUGCCAAUGAUUGACAGUGUGCCGGUGUUGCGGGUGGAGGAGUGGCCACUGCCGGGAGAAUCUUUAACCGGGGACACCGUAAAACUGCUCAUAGACAGGGUAAACAGCUAUGGCAGGGGUGGCGUGAGGUUUGUGGGCUCGGUGCUCCAGCAGGCUGGAGGAGGGGGGUGUAAUGGCAGAGUGUCCAGUCCCAGGAGGGGCUACCGCUCCCCUCCACGCACCCCACCUCGCACUCCCCCUGGAGACGGAGAUUUGGAGGGUCGUGGGUACAGCCAAGACCUGAGACUGCUGGUGCUGUUUCACUCCUGGAAUCCGGGUUAUGCACCACUGGACUCUCUGGCCUGCUGUUACCAUCAGGGGGCGCUGUCCAUGCGAGUCUCCAGGAAAGGCCAAGUUGUCAGUGGCCUGGAAGCUGAUUGGCUGGAACUGACAGCGGCUUAUUACCGCAAAGGCUGGUCAUUGGUGGACUCCUUUGUAUACUGGGACACACCGAAAGGGGAGCCAGUACCCAGGUCUUUAGAGGGCCUGUUUGUAUAUGAGGAGAUAAGCACAGCACCACCUGCCAAUGACACUAUUGUAGUAGAACAGUGGACUGUUAUAGAGGGUACAGAUGUAAAGACUGACUACGGUCCUCUCCUCCAUACAUUAGCAGAGUUUGGCUGGCUACUAACAUGUGUGCUGCCCACCCCCAUUAUUCGUCAUGAUAGUGAAGGGAAUCUCGCCACCAAGCAAGUUGUGUUCCUGCAAAGACCUGUCAGAGGCCAAACGGUACCACGGCACAACCAGGGAUCUACGGCACGAGAGGUUUCCAGUCAUUCUGUGAGUCGAGGCAUAGAGGAACCAAACACAGAGUUGUCAUCUCCGUGUUCAGGGGGGAUUGGCGGUUUCCCUGUGUUUGGAGGAGGAUAUCCCGGUGCGAUUUCCCAUCUAGAGGAGAGUGGAUUCGAGCCAGACGAGGGAGCCCCAGAGGUGACCUGUAUGUGACGGGCUAACUCAAAAAUCAAAAAAACAGCUUCUAUCCUGGGAUUCGGACUGACUAAAACGGAGUUGAUUUGAAGAUCUGCAGAAGUUUACUAGCAUUUAUAACAUCACCGGGAAACAGAGAUUUGCGUCACUGUAUUACAGACGGACUUAAAGCACUUUUUGUACAUUUUUUUUUU
Paramisgurnus dabryanus is the source of this 1856-nucleotide messenger RNA. It is a transcript of the gene rftn2, whose product is annotated as raftlin family member 2. Lineage: Eukaryota; Metazoa; Chordata; Actinopteri; Cypriniformes; Cobitidae. The record is from RefSeq and is a predicted model, not a curated record.